This is a messenger RNA of Fraxinus pennsylvanica, 633 nucleotides long. Lineage: Eukaryota; Viridiplantae; Streptophyta; Magnoliopsida; Lamiales; Oleaceae. The record is from the annotation of a GenBank genome assembly.
AUGAAAACCUCGAAAGAUGAUUUGAUCGAGGCAUUAGGCGCUCGAUUAAAAUCACUCGACUUUAAAGAAAAAGUCUACUUCGAGCAGGCGCGGAGAUCGGAAGCGUCAGCAGCAGCAGCAGCACUAUCAAUGGGUAUUGAUUUGGUUGCCGGAGGUAAGAGCAAGAAGACCAAGAGGACUGCCCCUAAAUCUAAUGAUAUUUACCUCAAACUCCUCGUCAAGUUGUACCGAUUUUUGGUCAACAAGGCCCCGCUCUCUCUGUCCCGCCUUAUAACUUUCAUGAAGGGCAAGGAGGAUAAGACUGCCGUGCUUGUUGGGACUGUCACUGAUGACAUCCGGGCAUAUGAAGUGCCACCACUUAAGGUCACUGCUCUGAGGUUCACCGAGAGGGCAAGAGCUCGAAUUGAGAAGGCAGGUGGAGAAUGUUUGACUUUUGACCAGCUUGCUCUUAGAGCUCCCCUUGGCCAGAAUACGAUACUUCUCAGAGGUCCUACAAAGUCUCGUGAAGCAGUGAAGCACUUUGGUCCAGCUCCCGGUGUUCCACACAGCCAUACUAAGCCUUAUGUGCGGGCCAAGGGACGGAAAUUUGAGCGCGCUAGAGGAAGAAGAAACAGCAGAGGCUUCAAGGUUUAA